Monomorium pharaonis (pharaoh ant) is the source of this 1001-nucleotide messenger RNA. Its product is annotated as histone H2A. Gene Ontology annotation, cellular component: nucleosome. The record is from RefSeq and is a predicted model, not a curated record. The coding region runs from base 83 to 457 and encodes 124 amino acids. Gene Ontology annotation, molecular function: protein heterodimerization activity; structural constituent of chromatin; DNA binding. NCBI's taxonomy places the organism in Eukaryota, Metazoa, Arthropoda, Insecta, Hymenoptera, Formicidae. The transcript has a single exon.
AAAAGCGCGAGCUUGGCCGGCGAGCGUCACAAUCCUCUCGCCUCUUGAGAAGAGAUAUACUCGUAUUCAUUAGCUGAGCAAGAUGUCUGGUCGUGGAAAGGGUGGCAAAGUUAAGGGAAAGGCAAAGUCUCGUUCCAACAGGGCGGGACUUCAGUUCCCUGUGGGUCGUAUUCACCGAUUGCUAAGGAAAGGAAAUUACGCUGAGCGCGUUGGUGCCGGAGCACCGGUCUACUUGGCUGCGGUCAUGGAGUACCUCGCUGCUGAGGUAUUGGAGUUGGCCGGCAAUGCCGCUCGUGACAACAAGAAAACCAGAAUUAUUCCCCGUCACUUGCAACUCGCCAUCCGCAAUGACGAGGAAUUAAACAAGCUGUUGUCCGGUGUAACCAUCGCUCAAGGUGGCGUUCUGCCAAACAUCCAGGCUGUACUUUUGCCCAAGAAGACCGAAAAGAAGGCAUAAUUGUAAUCCAGUAUCCAUCACAAAUGGCCCUUUUCAGGGCCACAAAAUUUUUAUAACUGAGGAACAAUCUUGUUUUGCAUCAAUACCUCUAUCCCUAACAAACGUACACUUUUUUUUUACCAAUUUGUUUCAUAAUUAGCAGGAGUAAUAAAUUACUAAUCUUUUAUAUAAAAACAUCAAAUAUGUGAAUAUUUUCAACACAAGGAUUCUCACGAAAUGACGUUGGAUCAUGAGAAAUGUCUUUCCAUUAGUCCAUCAUUAGAUGUAGUCGAACUAACAGUUAUGAUUAUUUUGUGCUACAUUUUAUUAUUUCAGCUUCAAUUAGAUGUUUUUAAGACUGACAAAAUUGUUGACCUGUAAUUUUUGAAUUGAAAAAUAUAUGAAUUUAUAGAAACUGUUAUUAAAUAUUAAGAUUAGUUUUGAUAAAAAAAAACAUCUUUUCCUGCUUAUGUUAUUUACUAUCGGCCUAUUUUCACUCAUUUUAUACCAUCCAUAAUUAUGACAUUUACUGAAAGACAUUAUAGUAAAUAAAAGUAAUAAAAAA